AUGGCAACAUCUCAGACGGCCUGGCGAGUACAUGGGCAGCAGAGUGGUCGGGUUACACCUUUGAUAUCCCAGGACACAAACUCCCGGGUUAGGAGUGACAUCGCAUUGGGGUCGGGAGAUCUUUCUCAUGGAUCUCGCCAAGGGGAACAAAGCAGGGAGACAUCAAGCCGAAGCUGUUAUGAUGCAGGCCUGCCGCAAGUGAUACCAUCGGAGGCGCCCAACGUCCCGGUGGAGAGCAAAUUUGUAAUUCGCAGUUGCAACAUCACAGCUUGGAGACCACAUGCUCCGGAGUUGCUGUCAUGGAAUGCAGAUGUGGUACUAAUGCAAGAAAGUCGGCUCACCGCAGUGGCACAACAGCAAGCCACUACCACAGCAAGGAGCGCAGGUCGCCACUUACUUCAUGGAGCCCCAGUUCCGGUUCAAAGUUCCCAGGAACUCCAGGAGGGAGGACAGCGAUACAUCAAGCCCACUAUUUGGAACGGUCGACAUGGAGGAGUUUCCAUCAUGUCACGGUUGCCCACGCAGUCUACACUGGCACAUGAUACCUCAUAUGAUGCGGACCGCAAUCUUUGGGAGCGGCAGCGGUUUGCGCUGGCACGAGUCCCUUUGGCCAGGAAUCGCUCCAUCAUGGUUGCCAGCUUCUAUGGUCUUGCUGGAGGUGGAAGCCCGCAUCGGCGAGAUCAGCAUUUUGAGUGUAACGAACGCAUGUUGCAGCAAGUGUUUGAGGUGGCCUCUAGAUACGGGGAUGUGCCCUUCAUCAUCGGUAUGGACGCAAACAUUCAGGUCGAUAAGUCACCUACCCUUGUCACUGCGUUGUCUACGUCCAGAUGGCAUGAUGCGGGUGAGGUUUUUGGUCAUGCUGGAGGAUUGGCUCCCACGUAUUGCCAAGACCCUCAGUGGGACAAACAUGCAGCAAUACCGGGCGCUACCCGAAUUGACUACAUUUUGGUUAACUCUACAGCGCUCAGUGCAUUGCGUGAUUUUCGGCUGGUCAGGGAUGCUGGCCUUCCAGGCCACCUUGUGCUUGAGGCGGAGUUCAAUUUUACAGCUUUUCGAGAGGAAGGGUACACGCUGCGUCAGCCUAGGCCCUUUCCCUUGAAGAAGAUGCCCCAGUAUGACGAUGCCACCCUUGAAGAAAUGGGCCAACGCACUUGGCAACCCUUAGAGGCUCCAUAUCGGGAUGCACUACAACUGGGUCGGGCUGAUAGAGCAUGGCAAUUGCUAAAUCAUGGUUUGGAAUGCUUUCUCGAAGCUCUGGCUGAGGAGCUGCCAUGCACUUGGUCGCUGGGUCGUGGCCAACCUCCAAGGUUUGACCAGUUCAGCUCGAGGGCGCCGAGGGAAAACAUCAACGGGGGAGCUCAAACCAUGCAUUUGAGACAACUUCAGAAGCUUCUACAGCAGGGCCGGUCUUAUCUAGCCCAGUCCCGCCGACAUGUUCGUUGGCACACGGAAGGCAGACCUAUUUCCGGGGCUGACUACAGACAGCGCGUUGAGGCAUGGAGAAGUUUCUGCCGCAAGGGUCGUGGUUUGCUUGAAGCAGAUUGGGACAGGUGGUGGACGGACGCCGAACCAGCAAUCCAGGAUAUGCAGGCCAUAGUUGAUGCUCUUGCCAGACGAUUCGACUGGGAAGCCAAGCGGCAAGCACAAGGUCGAGUCCAAAAGUGGCGGGAGUCUUUGCGAAAAUCUUUCCGGAAUGACCGCAGUGUCUUGUGCAAAUGGGUUCGCCAACGAGAACAACGACCUAUCACACACGUGAUUGCGGAGGACGGGGUCAAGUCAGCAGUUCCUGAUAUGCUUCUGUCUCUUGAGGAUUUCUGGGUUAAGCUCUUCAACCUGUACUCUCAUGAUACGCCGCCCACUUGGGAAGCCUUUCAGCAGCGAUAUGGGCACACUUUCCCUGCGUGCCAGCCUUGCAAACUGCCUAAAAUCACUGCCAGAGAUUGGAAGGCACAGGUUCACAAGUUGCCACUACAUGCUGGAAAGGGCGUGGAUGGGUGGAGAGCGGGUGAGCUGCAACGGCUGCCGCUCUUCUUAUGGGAAAUUGUUGCGGACUUCUUUGAUGCCAUCGAGCAAGGCAUGCAAUGGCCCAAGAGCCUCACGUAUGCGCAAAUAGGCUUGAUGCCGAAGGGGGACGUCUCCAAACCUGGAAAGCAGCGCCCUAUCUCAGUGUUUGGCAUACUCUACCGUUGUUGGAGUUCACUGCGUUUCCGUCACAUGCAGUCGUGGAGAGAACAAUGGAUGCCGGAUAAUAUGCGUGGAGCCAGAGCAGGUGGAUCCACGCAUGACAUCUCCAUCAUGCUCUCUUUGGAUGUUGAGGUCGCUCAACUAGAAGGUCGCCCGAUUGGGGGAUUCCUCUUCGACAGGGAAAAGUGCUUUGAUCGCCUCACCUUUGACAUCACAGAUGGAUUGGCGGGAGUUUUUCAAGCUCCAGAGGGCGUGCGGAUUGCCAUGAAUCGGCUCUGUCGUCAAACCAAGAGGUUUCUCAAAAUCGGCAAGUUCUGCGGACGUGUGUUUCAAGCCACGAAUGCUUUGCCCCAAGGAUGCUCUUGGAGCAUACUCAGCAUACUCAUGCAUAUGGCUGUUUGGCAUCGCGAUCUGGCCUCUUGUGCCCCAUUAGCAGUGACGUAUUCCUUCUAUGAUGACUCCAGCACAACGGGGCCAGACCAGGAGACUCUUGAUACGGCUUUGGCUGCAACCAUAGAGUUCGAUGAGUACACUGGCGGAUUGCUGAAUGGAGAGAAGUCCAUCGCUUUUGCAAUUGGGGAAGAGCUCAAAGCACACUUGCAGCAGCAAAACCUGUAUGGGCAACCGCUCACGGUAGCAGACUAUGGCAAGCUGCUGGGUGCUUUUCUCUCUUUUGGCGGUGAUUUCCCAGAGGACAAGCAAGAUGAGAGACUUCAGCGGCUCAUCACGGUCAUGCGCCGAAUACGAAGUGUACCCGGCACUCCGCAGGUUCGCGGCUACUUGGUGGACAUUUUUGCCUCCGCGGCCAUAGCUUUUGGCACAGAACAAGGGGGAUACUCCGACAAGGCCAAGAAGGAGUACAUGGCAUUGUUGCGUCAGACCUUGUGGAAUUGCGACAAUAUGUGGCCAAACAUGGCCAUUACCUUGGCGAUUCUCUUCAAAGGUCAUCGUUUCGAUGUUGAGGCCAUAGAGCAUCAUGAACCCCUACGCCUAUGGCGACGCCAGAUUGUUCGAGACGAGCAUACCAGAUCCAAACUACAACACGCAUGGGCGCUCAAGCAGCAGUGCCCCGAAGUGGUCACCGGUGGUAUUUUGCACAGACUUGACGUUGUUGCGCGGGAUUUGGGAUGGACCUGGUCUCAGUAUGAUGUUUUUCAGCGACCCGGUGAUGUUCCAUUACAAUGUGGUUUGGCAAAAAACAUCUUCGAGCAUCAGUUGCGGGAAUCCUACAGACGCGACAAGAUUGCAAACGGGACUCACAGAAAGGACAACGUUGGCCAGCAUGCGGGCGUUGACUAUGACAUCACGGUUGCCUUGUUGCGCACUUGGGAGCGCAACCCCAAUGUCACAACUCCUUUGCGGAUUGGGAUUCUACGCCGAUGUUUGGGGGGUGCCCUCUACACACGCCAACGGCUGCAUCGGGCCAAGGUGGUUGAAACGCCGUGGUGCACUUUCUGUGAUCGGCAUGAAGAAGAGGAUGGCUGGCAUCUUUUCUGGACCUGCCCGCGAUGGGAAAGCUUGCGGCAGUACGUGAAGUCCAUCACUACAGAACAGCAGCGGUGGUUCAUGCAUGGAUGUUUGGCUCACUGCGGCGUUGCUCCCGUGCAUACUGAGGCUGAGGAUUGGUUUGUACAAAGCUAUACCCCAGAAACGACAGAUGGCGCUGCACAUGCUACAGAACCUGGCGAUGCGGAAUGUGAAGUCAUUCGCGAUGGCUUCCUUCUCACUGCGUCGGACGGGGCGUGUCGGCAUGCACAGUUUCCAAAGCUACGAUCUGCUGGAUGUGGGAUGUACUAUGGCAAGGACCACAGUUGCAACAGAAGCUUUCCUUUGAUGGGAGUUGUCCGUGACGCUGCUCGUGCUGAGAUUGCGGCAGCUCUCCACAUCAUCAGGACGGCGUGGAGGCCCACUGAAAUCCUGAUCGAUCGAAAGGCCACGCUGGACGGUCUCAGACGCAUUGAGCAGGGCAUCUCCUACAAAGACUUGGCAAAUGCGGAUCUCCUGGAGCACGCAGCCAAUGCGUGGCAGGCCAAAGGAGGCUCCGUCUUUUUCAAGUUCACCAAGGUUGCGGCACAUGGCAGAGGGGGCUCUGGGCAAGACCAGCUCCACACGGCGUACAAUGCUGCAGCAGACAGGUUGGCCACCGCUGCAGCUGACUCCGUCAAGCCUCCGGAUGAUCUUGCUGAUCAGUACAAGCAGUAUGCCAAGCUGGUGCGGGCUAUACAGAUCAUGUGUGUCGACAUCCUGGAGGCGCAGAAAGCGGCCACUGCGGAGGACAUCCAGGCCCAGACAGUGCUCAACACCCAGAUGGGCUUCGAGUGUGCGAUUUUGGACUUCUACGUGUACAAGCAAGCUCGCCAUGCCAAGGUGCGAGCACCCAAAGCGCCAGCGCAAACAGCAGUUACGAUGCCCACGCCAUCGGGUGAUUUCUUGGUAGAGAUUCAGCCUGUGGGUACUGUUGCUUUGAAGGCCUCAGGGGCAAAUGAGUUGCCCAACAGUGUCCGCGCCCCGCCCGCGGCAGCAUCGGCAAGAACUUCCACUUUCCCGCCACCUCCCCCGCCAGGGUUCAACAUCACUCAGAUCGGGAAGGGUGCCAUUGGAACCCCGGUGACGAUUCGGGGCCCGCAGCAACGCGCGGCCACUCCACAGGCUACGGCUACACCACAUCGCGAAGUGCAUGAGGUACGGUAUGCGGGCUUGGAGACAAAAUUCCAGCAGCAGGUGCAGAUGCUCACGGACACGGUGCAGAACAUGCAGACAAGCAUUGAGCAACUGCAGCUUGCCCAAACGGCCAAGCCGACGCAGGAAGAUGAGGAGAUGACUGAUGAGCGACAUCAAACAAUUCUGGCACGUUUCGACUCGAUGGAUGCGAGGAUCUCCCAGGUGGAACAGAAAGCGGACAGCACAGAUGACCGCUUUCGAAACAUCCAGGGAAUGCUUGAGGAGCUCGUCGCAGAAAAGAGGGCCAAGUUUUCGAAGUGA
Symbiodinium natans is the source of this 5166-nucleotide messenger RNA. NCBI's taxonomy places the organism in Eukaryota, Dinophyceae, Suessiales, Symbiodiniaceae. The record is from the annotation of a GenBank genome assembly.